CCCAAAGCGGCGCCUUCCAUUCUCCAUUUCACUGUGAUGGACCUUGAUGACUCAACCAUUAACGCCAGGAAAGAGCCACACAUUCGCAGCUUCCGUUCGCUGAAACUUAGGAAGGUCCCGCCUGCGCUUGUCCCGGAGCCGCCUUCCGUGGCCUCCCGACACCUCCGAUCCGGUGGACGGAGGGCAGGUGCGUGGGCAGGUGUACUCCUUCUGCAGUAAGCAGUCAGCAACAGCGGGCCGCUUUCGUGGCCAAACUCAACAGAACCCCAAACCUUCACUCACCACCUACUACCUCGUUCAACGUCUCGCUUUCCGUGACCACCUCUUCUCAUUUGGCAACUGCAGCUUAUUUCAGUCCUAAUUCCGAUACCCUAGACCUCGAUUCCACGCUUGGCAACAACGAGAAUACCAGUAAACCACAUCAGACACCAUGGCGGUCAACGAGAUAUUCCAGUACUCCAUCAUCUCGGCCUUGAUGGACGGCGUCGCCUCCAAGGGCCUACCGGUAUCAGACCUCAUCUCCCACGGAAACCAAGGCCUGGGAACAUUCCGCUACAUGGUCGGCGAGAUGAUCAUCCUCGACGGAAAGCUCUACCAAAUGAAGUCAGAUAACACCGUGACCCCAAUCGACACGAGCCCGGCCUCCGAUGCUGUCGCCCCAUUCGCCAUGGUCACCCGCUUCCAGCCCACAGCAACAAUCAAGCGUCAGUUCAACAAGAAGGAGCUCUUUGAGCACCUUUCACAAGACUUUCCUGACUCGAAAAACUUCUUCCUCGCCAUCAGGAUUGAGGGUGUCUUCAAGGGUAUUACGGUGCGGACUGCCGGCGGCCAGAGUAGGCCCGGCGAGAGCCUGACUGAGGUCGGCAAGCACCAGGCGUCGCACACCUUUGAGGAGCCGGUGCGGGGUACUGUCGUCGGCUUCAGGUCACCAGAGUAUACUAUGGGCAUCAGCGUCGCCGGCGAUCAUCUUCACUUCAUUACCGAGGACCGAACUCAGGGUGGGCAUAUCCUGUCUUUUGGUACGGACGGCGAGGUCAAGAUUGGUGCCGCGCAAAUUUCAAAGUGGCACGUCGAGCUGCCGACGAAUGAUCCAGAGUUCAACAAGGCUGCACUGGAGGGCGAUAAGGAGGGUAUCGCUGCCGUGGAGGGCUAGCAGCAGCCGUGGAGC
This is a messenger RNA of Colletotrichum scovillei, 1168 nucleotides long. Its product is annotated as alpha-acetolactate decarboxylase. NCBI's taxonomy places the organism in Eukaryota, Fungi, Ascomycota, Sordariomycetes, Glomerellales, Glomerellaceae. Gene Ontology annotation, molecular function: acetolactate decarboxylase activity. The coding region runs from base 431 to 1153 and encodes 240 amino acids. The record is from RefSeq and is a predicted model, not a curated record. The transcript has a single exon. Gene Ontology annotation, biological process: acetoin biosynthetic process.